GGCUCGGCUUGCCACAGUGAAAAGCGGGGUACGAUCGGAUUGUACCCCGGGUGCAUUUACCCCAGGUUCCUCCUCCGUUCCGCCGCCCCGCCCCUAGAGAACCCACAACCCAUGUGCCGUUUUUCCACCGUCCCGGAUUUCGGACCAAGACUUCUUCGACUUUCAGACAUACAUGAGUCGGCCCUUGAAAUAAAGCUAUAGCCAACCUGAGUUUUACGCCUUUACCCCGAAACCAACCUCAUUGCUCUCCAUGGCCGGCCCUACCCCUGAGCGGCGGUUCAAGAACCCGGCAGUCUUCGUCUGUGACAUUCAAGAGAAAUUCCGUCCUACCAUCCAUGAGUUCGACAAAGUAAUCCUGACGGCCCGCAAACUCCUCCUCGCCGCGCAGUCCUUGUCCCUCCCAGUCUUCGUCACCACGCAAAACCGCGCCCGCCUCGGCGACACCGUCGCCGAACUCCAACCGCUCAUCGCGGCAGCCGGCCCCCUCGUCCACGCGGACGUCGACAAGACCCGCUUCAGCAUGUGGCUCCCGCCCCUCUCUUCCAACGCCCAUUUCUCCUCCCCCAGCGAAGUCGCCAUCGUAGGCAUCGAAUCCCACAUCUGCGUAACGCAAACAGCCCUCGACCUGCUCGCGGCCGGCCACCGAGUCUACGUGCUCGCCGACGGGGUGAGCAGCUCCAACCGGCAAGAAGUACCCGUCGCGCUCGAGCGGCUGCGACAGGCGGGCGCCGUCGUCACGACCAGCGAGAGCUGGAUCUACGAGUGCAUGGGCGAUGCGGGGAUUCCCGAGUUUCGGGACAUGGUGCGGGUGGUCAAGGUGACGAUGGGCGACACGCGGGCUGCGUUGCAGGGGUUGCUGGGGAGUAAGAUUUGAGUGCAGACAUCAAUUCUAAAUUCGGGGAUUGCAGAGGCGGAGAUAUGUGAGUUGGUGGAAAUGAAGGGAUGAACCAGGCGUUUGGUGGUAGGUAGAAUAGAGCAAGGGAAUGGGUCUUGCUUCUUGAGCAAUUGGUCACUUUGAU
Molecule: messenger RNA, 1019 nt
Organism: Parathielavia appendiculata
Lineage: Eukaryota; Fungi; Ascomycota; Sordariomycetes; Sordariales; Chaetomiaceae
Product: Isochorismatase hydrolase
Exons: 5
Coding region: 251-874 (207 amino acids)
Source: RefSeq, a predicted model, not a curated record